Messenger RNA from Photinus pyralis (common eastern firefly), 3053 nucleotides. RefSeq lists its product as uncharacterized. The record is from RefSeq and is a predicted model, not a curated record. NCBI's taxonomy places the organism in Eukaryota, Metazoa, Arthropoda, Insecta, Coleoptera, Lampyridae. The transcript has 5 exons. Bases 315 to 2966 code for a protein of 883 amino acids.
AACACGGUCAUCCAAGCCCGCAUUUCACUUCUCUUCAGCGCUACUUCCGAGGCCGUUUCCUAUAUUCACUUUAUUUGUACGGAUGCUUUCACGCGAUCUUUAUACCCAUUAAAAAUCAGUAGGUGUCGGAAUAUCGUAGUCGCGUGUUCGUGUUGCAAGAAUAGUUUUUUUAAGUGAAUUGUUACUGUUUAUAGUGUCAUGUGAAAAAAUUGGUAACAUCGCAAUUGUCUUCGAAAGGAGUUAAUCCCGUUUGCCUCGUGGAAAGUAUGAUUCAAAUUCCACGGUCAAGUUUAUAGCGCAAUCAAGAAGAAAAUAUGUCGAAGCUAAAGAUAAUUUCCGUCGUACUCCUGAGUCUUAUUGUGAGGGUGAGAGCCGAUAGUAAUUCUUCGAGCAGUGCCCAAUCGAGAAUAGAUGUGCAACAAUCGAUAGAACACUCAUCACAUGAUGAACCAUCGCUAAUGUCAAAGAUUGCGAGCUGGAUUUUUCCUUUUGGAGGAUCCUCUGAUUCACCUUCUCCUGAUCCGAUUCCACUCGAAUCCAGUAGACAGCAUUCGCUGCAGUAUUUACCUCCUCCCAAACCACAGCAGAUAUGCAAUCCUUGCAAUCAGGAGCCGUGGGUGCCUAUUGCUUCGAGGCAUGGGCUCGAUACGGUAAUUGGAUUCGUACAUCCCCAUCAGCAGCAGACGCCUUCGUUUCAAUAUGGUCCACCCUCGCAACAGUAUGGACCACCAAGUCAUCAAUACGGCGUACCGCCCCCUCCAACAAAGCAGUAUGGACCGCCGCAAAUACCCAACCAACAGUACGGCCUGCCGCCACCCUCUGCUCACCAAAUUAACCCUCAAUAUGGCCCACCGAGUAACCAGUAUGGUGCGCCUCACGCUCCUACAAAUCACUAUGGUCCUCCUGCACCCACGCAUCAGUAUGGACCACCACCAACGCGAUACGGUGUUCCCAACGAUCAACAGGGGCAUUAUUCGAACAAAAAUCAGAAUUUCAGACCACCUCCUAACUACAUACCUCCCACAUUCUUCAUACCUCCCCCAACCGGAAAAUCUCCACCGUAUAAAUACACUAAUGUAAAUAAACCUUCAAAGAACAACAAAUUUGUGCAAGGAAAAUCGAAGCCUUUACGCCCAGCGUUACAACAUCAGCAUGGACCUCCGAUUCCUCUAAACUUCGUAAAAGCAUCAGAUCCACCGCCUUAUCCGUUCGAGCACAUGCCCGGGUUCUCCUUUGAUUUCAGACCACCGAGCGUAGAACCGGAAGUGUUCAAAAGCUACGCUCCGAUACUCACCAAUUACGACAUCCCCUUACAAUUACCACACCUAGACGCGCUUUCCCAAACAAAUUUCCGACACAGCAAUCAGGAGUCGGUCAACAGCGUGCAACUCAUUCCGAGCAUUCGUGUUGCAGAUUUCAUCUCGACAAUCGAGCAUCCCAUUAAGGUAAUACAGUCCCCUAUUGUCGAAGUACACGCCACCAGUAAUGAUGUGCCCAAAGUCGAAGAAAAUGUUGUUAGCUACGGUGUAGACCAAGUGCAAACGAGCCAACGACCGAUAGACACACAAGCGGCCGCCACGGCGCAGAAUGCAACCUAUUACAAUUUAGUGCACGAACCAAACCCCGCCUACGAGCUACAGGAACCUGUGCAAUCAUUGAACCUGCCGGUUCCUACGGGUCACAGUCAGUAUGACGGUUCACUACAUACCGUUGAUAAUACUGCACGUGUGGUACCUACUCCGCAAACGUUCAAACCCUGGAGUUUGGAGAAGCACGAGCCACCUGUUAUCUCUUAUGAUGGAAGAGAUUUCAGUCAAGUACAUUCUUCCUCAACUGCACAUCCACAGUUCAACUUAUUUUUACCACAAACCCCAUCUACGGGAAAACCGACGCUGUCAGGGUAUGCAAACAAGCCCGUCUUAAAUUUCGCUGACUGGAUACCUAACAUAUCCGACUUAUCGACUGUUAUGGUGCCGCCCCCACUCAAGCAACCCUCUUGGGCGACAACCAAGAAGCCGAAGCACGUGCAGAUAAUUAUACCGUAUCGUAUGAAUGACCCGAAGGGAGAGGCGUCCGGUGUACUGCCGAUUUACACUCAACCUCCGGCCGCAGAUCGAGCACCGGUGUGGAGCCAUUUCGCAUUGGACCAUUCGCCGGAAGCGUCCGGGCAGAUAUUUGUAACUGCUCAGAGACCUACAGAGUCCGUUUUGAAUAUUCGCGAAUUGGUAACGAGUGGAGAUCCGGUGAAGCUACAAAAAAGUAUCGACGGUUGGACGGAGCAGGAGUUUUCAAACACUAUAGUGAGUGGUUUCAGCAGUACAAGUGGGAAAUUGAUUCCUUCAAAGAAAAUACCAUCUGAAUAUUUAACAACCCACGCAUACGGAGUUACACAGAACACAAGUGGAAACUUUACGGAAUCCACAAGCACGACAGAGGCAAACAAAGACAUUGAUACCAAUUUGAUACUGACCGGCUCAUCUACGACUGAAGGAAGCACAAAUAUAGCGUCAAUGGUGCCGGUUCUGUCCACGUUACCGAAUUGGGAACAACUGCAAUUGUCAAUUUCGCCUUUAACCAAAGAAAAGAUUUACGUCGUAACGCCACAGCCGUGGAAAUUUCUGAUACCAAAGGAAAUCAACGAGAAACUCUUCCCAUUUACUAAAUCGCCAAAUCUAGGUUUAAGUUCGAAGUUCUCCGUCGUGAUUAAUGGAGGUGACAAAAACCGGACUAGAAUUGAUAAGGAUGGAUUGAAGGUAGUUUACAGCGAAUGGCCUCACCUUAUAAACAAACUGAUGACCACGACGACCGAUGAACCGAAAUCGACCGGUCAUCCGUUGUUCGGUCAAAUGGACUUGACUUCGGUAACAGACGCUCCAAAUUCCACUGUCGUUACGUUAAGCGGACACUCGAAAGUUGUUAGCGGCGCUACUACGACUGCCAGUGCCAUUGAGAAAAAGCCGACGUAAAUCGACUGCCUGACCCACAAAUCUGUAUGCCAUAUUUAUUUAGGAAGUAAUCGUGUACAUAUUGAAAACUGAGAGUAAAUCAUGCUC